Molecule: messenger RNA, 1492 nt
Organism: Salarias fasciatus (jewelled blenny)
Lineage: Eukaryota; Metazoa; Chordata; Actinopteri; Blenniiformes; Blenniidae
Product: cilia- and flagella-associated protein 251-like
Exons: 4
Coding region: 127-774 (215 amino acids)
Source: RefSeq, a predicted model, not a curated record
GAGCGCCCUGCCUCCAGUCUGCCGCUCGACAACAAGCCACAACCCCGAGGAACAAGUGUUGUUUUUUUUACAUAUAUAUACAUAUAUAAGUACGUAUUUUUUCCGUUGAAGAGGACACGGCUGAGGAUGAAGGUGUUUCUGCUGCUCGCUGUCUGCGUCCUGUCCUUACAUAACGGGAAGGGAGCCCCAAGAACUGCAGUGUACAAGUUUGUGAGAUGUAACCCUGAGGAUGAUGACGCCAACUGUGUGACCCAGCAAACCCAAGAAAUGGAGUGGAGUCCAGACCUGCCGGGCAAACUACCCGCCUCUGCUGCGCAGAAUCUAGAGGCUGAGCCUGUGGAGGAUGAGAGUCCAGCUUGGGAACAGGAGGAGAUGAAGGAGGAGCAGGAGGAGUAUGAAGAUGAGCCACAAGUGGGAGAGGAAAAGGAGGAGGAGGAGGAGGAGGAGGAGGAGGAAUAUGAUGAUUGGGAACUGGAGGACGACGAGGAGGAGGAGGAGAAGAUGGAAAAACCAGUGCUGGAGGAGGAGGGCGAGUCUCCUCUGAUCCUUCCGAGCGAAGAAAGCUCCGGUGGCUAUGAAGGCUCCGCAGGAGAGGAUCUGUUCGUGCGCGACAUGCCUGUUGAAAUCGGCUCUGGCGAGUCUUGGACAGAGAAAGAGCUUUACAAAGUUGGAGACGUGAGCCCUCUGAGGAGGUUGUUUCCCAGCAGGCCGCUGGCUGGGGAGGCAAAACCUGAAGAGCGGGACCUCAAACAAGACCACAUUCUGCCGCUGUAAACUGUGCCUCGUCUGAUUCACACACCUAUACACACACACAUACACACACACACACACACACACACACACACACACACACACACAUAUAUACAGAGGCAGCAUGGAUUGCAAAUAAUCCACCCAGACUGGUCAGAUAGUAAAACUGAUCCUACAUCCCCACCUGCUGGGAAACAGGUUCAUUCUGAGAUUGAUACAGGCCACGUGCAUAUUUUGUAUUUUGGGCUAAUAUUUUUUUUUUUUUUUUUAAUUUUAAAAGGCAGAACAACAACUGUAAACAGUAUAAAAAUAAAUUCCAAAGAUGCCAGCCGACACUCUUUAAUGUUGUCUCAUCUGUAUUUGUGCUUUUUCUUCAGGACAUAAGUUGUAGAAUGCUUUCAAAUACAAUUUUAAAGUGCUUUAAAUCAGUAUAACUCCUGUGCAAUAACAUUUUCCAUGCAAUUUUCACUCUGUUUAAUCUUUAUUUUUCCAAGCUAUAAGGGAUGCGAACCCUUAUAAAAACAAAUACAUUUGUCUCAAAUGGGAUUCUUUAAACUUACCCGCGAGGGUAAAACAACAUUUUCUGGUUCCAAAGUUUUAAGGAAAAAAAAAGGUCUUGUGUACCCAAACUGCUUGCCAAUGGGUUCUUGCAGUCUUAACCAGUGCUGAAACAUGUAACAUGGAGCUUUGCAAUUUUGAAUUUGCAAUUCAAACACUUAAAUGAAUAAAGAAUUUAUAACAA